AUACAAAGGACAUUGUGCAAAUUUUUUGGUAGAAAAAAUUAUGACAUUGAUGGAUUUCCAUGGAAUUACGAUUGAUCGGAUCAAUCGUAACUCUUUGUAAGACGGGGCCCUGGACACGGUAUACAUGUACAUGAACCAUAUAUACGCCCCCUCCAAAAAAGGACCCCGCCAACUUUGUCAUGCGCCAUUCAUGCAGGCCUUUCAUAUAAUGUAACAAAAAGCCCCAUGGAUCCAUGAAGCAGCGCACACGAUGUACCUUAUUCAAACAUAAGACCCAGUUCUUUAGUUAUAGUUUUAUUUCGACGGGUUGUGCUCCCAAGGAAAGGAAGGAUAUAUUUUUUGUGUGGAACUUGUCUGAUUCUAUACGAAAAGGAGAAUCUCGAAGAAGAAAAUGUCGAUGUUUGCAGAAAUGAUUUCGGUGUCGUAUCUGGCUACGACCACGGCCACUUUCCUCGUUGGAUACCUUCUCGUCAAACAGCUAAUUGGUAAACGAUACAGGCUCCCGCCUGGUCCAAAAGGCUGGCCUUUCAUCGGAUCGUACCCAACUAUCGUAUCAGGAAAGUAUGACCAAAGGGAACUAUUUGGCAUGUGGGCUGAGGAGUAUGGGGAUAUCUACACGUUCAACGUCUUUGGGACCCGAUUCGUCAUCUUGAACAGCCACGACCUAGUUCAAGAGGCGUUUCAGAGCCCAGACAUCAACGAUCGCGCCCCAAUACUUCCUUGUAAUAGAGCCCUGAACAGACCAAACACGGGACUCGGGUUAAUCUCAGAAAACGAAGGCCCACUCUGGAAAGAACAACGCCGUUUUGUCAUCAGUAACCUCCGUAAUGUGAGGAAAUCAAACAACAAUUUUGAGGAUUUGGUGAUGGCGGAAGCGGCCAAACUUGUCAAAGAAUUCGCCAACCGGAAGUGUGUUGCCUUCGAUCCAGCUGACAGUAUUUUUGUCACGGCAUCCAACGUUGUCAUCGGCAUCGUUACAGGAAAGACCUAUGACUACAACGACGAGGAGUUCGUGGAGCUCACCAAGAAGGCGCGGGCAAUCUUUGAAUGGAUGGGUCCAGGAUCAUUCUUCUACCAUGUCCCAGUACUGUCCUACAUGCCUUUCGAGAUCAACAAGAUGGGAGAUGCCGCUGCUAAGGGUAUGUUCGACUUUCUGGACAAGAUCCUGCAGAGACAUCGGCAGUCAUAUGACCCGGCAGACAAGCCAACAGACUUGAUAGAGGAUUUUCUACAUGAACAGGCGAAACGAAAUGCAAAGAACAUGGAUGUGGGAUCGUUCAAUGAUCUAUGCCUUAAACAGGUUGUAUGGGAUCUCAUCCUGGGUGGCUUUGAGACUGUCUCCACUAGCAUUUUGUGGUACUUUCUCCUCAUGGCCCAACACCCAGAUAUACAGGCCAAUGUCCAGGCCGAGCUCGAUAAGGUCGUCGGGCGGGAUCGUCUCCCAUCCCUGUCCGACCGCCACAAACUUCCCCACACGGAAUCGACCAUGGUGGAAUGCUAUCGAAUCUGCAAGGUUCUCCCUACCCAAAUUCCACACCGUACUCGUUGCGAUGUGAAGAUUGGAGGCUACGACAUCCCGAAGGGAACGAACGUCGCCACGAAUGCCUACAUGCUCGCGUCCUCGGCUGCUGUCUGGAGUGAUCCCGAACAGUUCGUCCCGGACAGAUUCAUCGAUAAAGAGUCGGGACUGUUCGACAGCAAACUGGAAGCUAAACUUAUGGAAUUCGGAAGUGGUCGAAGGGUGUGUCCUGCAGAACAACUGGCUCGUACAGAACUCUUUGUGUUCUUCACACACAUCUUACAUCGCUUCACCCUUAAACUACCGGAAGGGACACCCAUUUCUAUGGCGGGAAAGUGUGGUUUGACGUACCAUCCUGACCCCUUUAAAUUCGAAGCGGUUCCCCGAAAUUCAACCAUCGAAGAAGGGGCUUUCCUAUAGACAUGAUAGAGGGUUGCCGGAAUUGUAGAAUAUGUGACCAGCCAACUCAAAACCAACACUAAGUCGCUAUGGAGGCUUCUCUGUUUCCUUGUUUUUUGAAGCUCUAACUGAAAUUUCUUUCUUUUCAAUAAAAUAUUGGUGUCCGUUAUUGUUGAUCAAAGCUUAAUAGGAUGUUCUUUUUCCGUCUGGAUAAUCAUUUUGGCGACUUAUUGUUGGUCUUUGGGUGGCUAGUCACGUCGUGGCACGUCAUGAUUGUGGCUUCAAUUAUUUUGCACAAUGUUCAGAUUUGUAUUCAGUCUACUUACUGGACAAACCGAUAUUAUAUUGUUUUUAAUAACCUUUCUUAAUUUCCAAAAGAAUGCUUAAUGAGAUGAUGAGCACGAUUGUAAUCAUAUAUGGUUGAUUUCCGGGAUACUAUAUUUUUUUAUUAUUACAGAUAUUUAGGUGAGGGAAAGAAAGUAAGAUAAAGUAUAUUAUGCUAAGCGAUGAGGUUGAAAUAGUGUACUUCCAAGGUUAAGUGGUGGAGUAUUAUCUAGCAUAAUAGUCACAGGUGAAUUAAAUACGGGAAAUAAAGUAUAUGGGGUAUGACAAUUUGGUAUGUUAUUUCGAUUUACGAUUUAUCGUUUUUGUAGUAUGACGUAGGUUAUGGGUAUUUAUCGUAGUCAAAGCAGUCGUGAUUAUUAUUUAACAUAAUGCGAGAAUAUUAUUGUUGGAGAAUACGAGGCGGGAAAUGGAGUAUAUUGUAUAAAGUUUGGCAUUG
Messenger RNA from Lytechinus pictus (painted urchin), 2699 nucleotides. RefSeq names its product cytochrome P450 2D6-like. The coding region runs from base 392 to 1939 and encodes 515 amino acids. Gene Ontology annotation, cellular component: intracellular membrane-bounded organelle; cytoplasm. Gene Ontology annotation, molecular function: iron ion binding; oxidoreductase activity, acting on paired donors, with incorporation or reduction of molecular oxygen, reduced flavin or flavoprotein as one donor, and incorporation of one atom of oxygen; heme binding. The record is from RefSeq and is a predicted model, not a curated record. The transcript has 6 exons. Gene Ontology annotation, biological process: xenobiotic metabolic process. Lineage: Eukaryota; Metazoa; Echinodermata; Echinoidea; Temnopleuroida; Toxopneustidae.